GCUCAGAGAAGUAUGAAUAAUGGGGAGAAUGUCCCGGUGGAAGUAGAAGGGAUAAGUCCUCAGCUAUCGCCGGUGACCUCACUACGGUCUGAUGUCUCGAAGCAAGAUACCCUCGUUUCGACAUCGUCUGGGCCGGGAUCAGACGCCGAAAGCACACCCUUCAUCGCCCAUGACAACUCCUCCAUCCCACAUCCUCAACCCCCUUCUCGACGGCGGCACUACGGCCUCCUAUCCCUAAUCUUCCUCAACCUUUCCUGCUCCCUAGUCUUCAUCGCCCUCCCUCCCGUCGCAUCCUCCGCAAAAACCUACUUCUCACUCCCCUCCGCAACCGUGAUCAACUGGCAAUCAACACUAGGGAUGUUUGCAUACGUCCCUGCCUCAAUACUCUCCGCACACUCCGUCCGCCGCUUUGGGGUGCGGAAUGCGAUGUGUGUGGGGGCUGUGAUGAUGGCUGUUGGGGUGUGGUUACGGUAUGCUGGUGCGAGGAGCGUGGAGAUUGGGGUGGUGAUAUUGGGACAGGUUUUUGUCGGUUUUGCCCAGGCAUUCUUUCUCAACGUCCCCGCAUAUUACAGUAAUAUGUGGUACGGCCCCCACGCCCGCAUAACAACCAUAGCCCUAAUGUCCCUCUCCAACCCCCUCGGCCAAGCUCUCGGAUCCCUCAUCGCGCCAUUCGUCGCCUCCUCUCCCUCCCAAAUCCCGUUCUGGCUGUUAAUAUGCGCCCUGAUCGCGAGUGUGUCGACCAUCUCCGCACUCCUCAUCCCUGGGGACCACGCUCAUUCCUCCCCCUCCCACACCGCUCCCACCACCCUCAAGUCAAGCAUCCGUCAGUUAGGAAGAAACAGGAGGUUUUUGUGUCUCCUCGUCCAGUUUUCGGUUUACGUAGGCUUCUUCAACGCCUUCACCUUCCUCCUCGAACAACUCCUCACCCCCUCCGGCCUCUCCCCCGACGCCGCCGGUAUCGCCGGCGCAAUUACCAUCCUCUCUGGCCUCGUCGCUUCCGCCCUGUUUUCUCCCUUCAUGGAUCGUCGCACCCCCGCGCAACAGGUGCGGGCGACACAAGUACUUACAGCGAUAGUGGCGGGGAGUUAUGUCGCUUUCAUCGCGCUUUUGGCGACAACGGGGACGCGAACGCCAGUGGCGGAGGUGUACGUUAUCUGUGCCAUGUUGGGAGCGGCGUCGUUUAUUUUGCUCCCACUCUCGCUCGAAAAGGCCGUUUCACUCACUCAUCCCACCGGCGUCGGUGUCGAAAUAAGCACGACAGCGAUGUGGAUCGGGGGUGAACUCCUGGGUGGUAUCUUCAUUGUGAUCAUGGAUGCGUUCAGGAGUGAGGGAGAUGUGGGGGAUGGGGGAGGUGGGGUCUUUGGUAAGGGAGGGAUGGGGUGGGGGGUUGUGUUCAUGGGGGUAGUGAGUGGGGCGGCGGUGCCGUUUGCUUGGAUGUUAGGGGGUGAGGGGUGA
Saitoella complicata NRRL Y-17804 is the source of this 1455-nucleotide messenger RNA. Its product is annotated as MFS general substrate transporter. The coding region runs from base 13 to 1455 and encodes 480 amino acids. The record is from RefSeq and is a predicted model, not a curated record. The transcript has 2 exons. Gene Ontology annotation, biological process: transmembrane transport. Gene Ontology annotation, cellular component: membrane. NCBI's taxonomy places the organism in Eukaryota, Fungi, Ascomycota, Saitoellomycetes, Saitoellales, Saitoellaceae. Gene Ontology annotation, molecular function: transmembrane transporter activity.